AUUCAUUCUCACCAGUAAAAAACAAAACCUUUCCGGCGGCGCACGGCGUCUCUCUCUAAGAUGGAGUUUGUUAAUCCUGAAGGUCUUCGAUUGGACGGUCGCCGUCCUAUGGAGAUGAGGCAGCUUCGUGCAGAAAUAGGAGUGGUUUCGAAAGCCGACGGCUCAGCUGUUUUUGAGAUGGGGAACACCAAAGUCAUUGCUGCUGUUUAUGGACCCAGAGAGGUCCAAAAUAGGAGUCAGCAAAGUAAUGAUCAGGCACUGGUACGCUGUGAGUAUAGCAUGGCUAAUUUCAGUACUGGAGAUCGGAUGAGGAAACCUAAGGGUGACAGGCGAUCAACAGAGAUAUCUAUGGUCAUUCGUCAGACGAUGGAAGCAUGCAUAUUGACUCACUUGAUGCCUCGAUCUCAGAUUGAUAUAUUUGUCCAAGUUCUUCAAGCGGAUGGAGGAACAAGAUCAGCAUGCAUAAAUGCUGCAACGUUGGCCCUUGCUGAUGCUGGUAUCCCUAUGACUGAUAUUGUUACCUCCUGCAGUGCUGGAUUUCUGAACGGGACCCCUCUGCUCGAUCUGAACUACGUUGAAGAUAGUGCUGGUGGACCUGAUGUUACUGUUGGCAUUCUGCCUAAGUUAGACAAAGUCACCCUCCUUCAGAUGGACUCCAAACUGCAAAUGGAGACAUUUGAAACUGUCAUGCAGCUAGCAACAGAAGGUUGCAAAGCAGUGGCAAGUUAUAUUCGUGAGGUAUUACUGGAGAACACCAAGCAAUUGGAGUCUCGCAGAGGUGUAUAGAAAUUGUAAUGCGUUCAAGCCAAGUUUUGGAAUGAGCUGCAUAGCUAUGAUCUGCUAGAGGCAGGGGAGUGGUGGAAGUAUAAAAAGAUAGGAUAAUUAUAUAUUUUCUCACAGUUUCCAUCUUUUCCCAUCUUAUUUUUUCUAUUUAACAAUUUUGUAGACUUCCUAUUUAAAAGGUAAGAUUUGAGCGUUAGUAACUA
This is a messenger RNA of Salvia hispanica, 986 nucleotides long. NCBI's taxonomy places the organism in Eukaryota, Viridiplantae, Streptophyta, Magnoliopsida, Lamiales, Lamiaceae. The record is from RefSeq and is a predicted model, not a curated record.